UUAAUUUAUUUUUUCCUUUUUCCUUAAAUUUAUUAAUGCUAAAAACAAAGGAGGAACGGGAGGGAAUUUCCAGAACCCAAACACUGAGAGGUCAAUGCUCAAACAAGCUGAUUGAAGAAACAAAAGGGGCGAAUCGAAAGCGAUCCAAAAAUUCAUAUCCAAAUUCCAGAGCAAUACGGCUAAGGGCGGCGAGAUCCAAGAAUGGGGUUCUUCGCCCUGGCCGUUGCCGGCGGGGGCUUCUGUCUGAUCGGCGCGUGGGAGGCACUCUCUUCCCUGAAUCCCAACUCCGAUUCCAAUUCUAAUCCAAACCCAUCUCCCCCAUCUCAAUUUCCGCCGCCAACCGCCACAAUCGCCACAUCUUCAUCGUCUCUCUCCUUCCUCUUCGUCUUCGUUCUCUCACUUCUCGUCAUCUUAAACUCCCUCGUUUCGUUCUUCGAUGCGCUUGAUUCGAGCGACCGAGUCGGCUCCGCCCUCCAGUUACCAGUUCUGGCGAUUGCUUCUCUUUUCUUCCUAUAUUCGAUUAUCGGUGUUUUGGUUAAUCUUAAGGGUUCAUUUCAUCUUCCAUCGCCGAUCCUUAGUUUGAUCGCCUUAUUCGCUUUUGUAGAAGAGUUUUUGUUGUUCUACCUGCAGAGGAAAGACACCAGUGGGAUCGAGAAUCGGUACUUCGAUCUCUUGCUCGUCCCCAUUGCGGUUUGUGUUUUCUCCACAAUCUUCGAAUUGAAAUCCCCAAAUUUGAAUUCCCCCAAAAUUCUUCGUGGGGUUGGGUUGAUUCUGCAGGGAAUAUGGUUCUUACAAAUGGGUGUGUCUUUCUUCACCUAUUUGAUUACAGAUGGGUGCUCUUUGCACGAAAAAAGCAGAGGAAAUUACACUAUAAAAUGCAAGGGGCACCCUGAAUAUCACAGAGCCAGAGCAAUUGCUACUCUUCAGUUCAAUUGCCAUCUUGCCCUUAUUCUGGUCUUGGUGGUUGGUGUAUAUUCAAUCAUCAUGUACAGAAAUGGAGGCGCUAGUGAUUUUACAAAUUACCGGCCGAUAGGGGCAGAGAUGCAGUCAUUCGGGUUUCAGGGUCAGUUCACUUUGGAUUCUGAUGAUGAUCUCGGGGAAGAAAGCAAUUCAGGGAGGACGAAGCAAGCGGUGGUCGAUGUCGGUGUGAAUGGUCUUGAUGCUCAUCAAUGAGAGUAGGUCGUGUUGUAUGUUAACGUUGGAGUAGAGAUGUUGUUGGAAAAGAUAAGAGCAGCUUAAUCUUGAAGAUUACUCAUUGCAUCAUCAAAGCAUGGGGAGAAACAAGAUGGUUAAGUAUUUUCUGUGAGAGCAAUGCAAUGGACGAUUUCAGUUCGGGUUUGAUAGCUUCAUGUUGGUGAUUCAAGAAAUCAGAAAACCUACUCAAUAUUUGAUGUUGGUUUGCUCUGUAUAUUAGAAAUCAUCAAUUUCAACAAAAAUCUCUGUAGCGUCAUGCUUUUAUGGCGUUUGAUCAUUUUUUCUAGUUCAACCAUUCGGAGAUCGAACAAUUGACAUCUAGUAGGUGUCUUUAACUAUUAACUUAUGCUUGGAUUGGCGGGUGCCAAAUCAA
Messenger RNA from Momordica charantia (bitter melon), 1567 nucleotides. RefSeq names its product plant viral-response family protein (DUF716). The record is from RefSeq and is a predicted model, not a curated record. Lineage: Eukaryota; Viridiplantae; Streptophyta; Magnoliopsida; Cucurbitales; Cucurbitaceae.